CCCAGGAAGCCCGGGCGCCCUCAGUCCGUCUGUCCGGAGCCGGGACUUUUUUGCGCGCCGCAUCCUAGCCGGGUCUCCUGCUCUUUCAGGCUGAAUCGUUGGCUCCGGGGCUUUUUCAUCUUCCCCAGCACAAAAGAAGCUGCUCGGUCCCGAAAAGAACCAGUGGACUGGAAAGAUGUGGAAGGCGCCAGUGCUGCUCUGGGUUUUGGGGAGCGCAUGGCUCUGGGUCCCUGCACUGGGAGCUGUCAUAGGUGGGCUAGAAGAUGACAUUGUGACUCCAGGUGCAGCAGGUGGCAUGGUGACCCCAGGUGUAGAAGACAACAUAGCAACCACAGUUCCUACUGGAGAGCCCAGUGAGUCUGCUGGCCCGACACAGCUGGUGCCAAGUGCAGAGAGUACAAAAAACACUCACAUUGAGGAUGGGCCAACCCCAGGCAGCUCAGUCCAUAUUCACAAAGAAAGUCAGAGCCCCACCACUCCACACAUGGCAACCAGUCACUCUGUGGAUAAGAAGACGAGUCACCCCAGUCAAGACAAGGUGGCUGAAGAGACACAGAUAACAAAUAAGAGUGAUGGUUUGGUGAUAGUGAUCUUGGUUGGAAUCAUAGCUGGGGUCUUGUUAACCAUUGGCUUCAUCGGCGGGACCAUCAUUGUAGUUAUGAGGAAAAUUUCAGGAAGAUUCUCGCCAUAAAGAGCUGAAGGAGAAUUGUCCCUCUGCCAACACGUGGGAAAACAUGUCUGACUCCCCAACCCCUAUCCCCAAGCUUGUGGGAGAAGAUGACCUGUGGACUGCUCAUCCACCCCACACAAAACCCAGCGAUUCUUCCACCUGCCAGAAGUAGGCAAAGGAAAAUAAUUCACAAGAUUUGGCUUCUCCAAGCAUUUGCCUUUCGAACAUU
Molecule: messenger RNA, 899 nt
Organism: Castor canadensis (American beaver)
Lineage: Eukaryota; Metazoa; Chordata; Mammalia; Rodentia; Castoridae
Gene: Pdpn
Product: podoplanin
Biological process (GO): positive regulation of platelet aggregation; cell adhesion; cell migration
Cellular component (GO): lamellipodium; apical plasma membrane; basolateral plasma membrane
Source: RefSeq, a predicted model, not a curated record